Blastocystis hominis is the source of this 471-nucleotide messenger RNA. RefSeq lists its product as hypothetical. The transcript has 2 exons. The record is from RefSeq and is a predicted model, not a curated record. Bases 19 to 471 code for a protein of 150 amino acids. NCBI's taxonomy places the organism in Eukaryota, Bigyra, Opalinata, Blastocystidae.
GUCGAUUUCUAUCUCCAGAUGAUUCAGUUGCUGGGCCAUUUUCACGAGUAUGACAAACUGGACUCGCUGAUUCAAUACAUGAAUAAAGACAAAAUUCCGUUCGAUGGGCGAAUCUAUUCGGCAUUGAUCGAAGCCUUCGAAGACACGCAGCUCGUGAUCGACGUGUACAACGACGCGAAGAAUAAUGUGCGUUUUCGAAUGCUUUGUGAUCCGAAGCUGCCUGAAAGCGACCCAUAUGCGUCGCUGCUCUUUCCGCAAGAUACGCUCUCCCAGCAGUAUCAGCAGUUCCCCAAAGUGAUUGACUGCGCGAAGCUGAAGCAGGCUGCCUGCAAAACGAUCGUUCUGCAGGAACUUUCUUCUGUAGUGGUUGGUGUGGAUUGCUUUGAAGUAGAUGAGCACUGCUUCGCUGGAGUCCGUGCACGACUUGAUCUUUAUCACGGACUUCCAUUCUCCUGCAAAAAAGACGUAUAA